Messenger RNA from Zingiber officinale, 1292 nucleotides. RefSeq names its product exocyst complex component SEC8-like. Lineage: Eukaryota; Viridiplantae; Streptophyta; Magnoliopsida; Zingiberales; Zingiberaceae. Bases 349 to 756 code for a protein of 135 amino acids. Gene Ontology annotation, cellular component: exocyst. The record is from RefSeq and is a predicted model, not a curated record. Gene Ontology annotation, biological process: Golgi to plasma membrane transport; exocytosis. The transcript is spliced from 7 exons.
AUGAAUAUCGGCUCUCUACUUCAUUCGUCCGCCUUCGCCGCACCUUGUGCUGAUCUCUCUGCCUCUUCCUUCCUCCCGACACUCAUCGUCGGAUUGAAUCUCGAUCUCCCUUUCUCUGCCGGACGAUCUCGUGGCCCGUCGAUAAGGUUUUAAUCGACUUGCUACGAUGAGUUCCGGAAGGGCUAAAGGGAUCUUCGAUGGGUCGCCGAUUCCUGCUGAUAAAGAGGAUUGAUGAAAGUUGAGCUGUGAGCCGUUUAGAUUCAUUGCCACAUGUUGUCCACAUGUUGACAUCAAAAGAUCAUGAAGGUGAAGUUCAGUUCUUGAAGGAACAGAGAGAUCUUGUUGAGGAUGUUGUGGAUGAAGUUGUUCACGUUUAUCAUCAUGGGUUUAAUAAAGCAAUUCAAUACUUCUCUCAAGAUUCUGCGGUUGUUUAGUGAAUCUGCUAAGAGUAUUUCUGUUGAUAUGGCUGAUGCAAAGAAACUUCUUGGCUCUCACAAUAAGCAACUGCAUCAAUUAUGGUACCACUCUCUUAGUUUGCGCCAUGCACUAGCUUUGUUGGAUCAAAUUGAGAGUGUAUCUAAGGUUCCUGCUGAAAUUGAGAAACUGAUUUUAGACAAGCAGUUCUAUGCUGCAGUUCAGCUACAGGUCCAGACAAUGCUGGUGCUAGAGAGAGGACUUCAAGUGGCUCUUGCAUCCAUACCAUCAAUUAAUAGUGAGGCAGUUCAACAGAGAUUAGAUAAUGUCCGGACGUAUUAGAGCUCUUAAAUUUGCCUUUUGAGGCCUUGGUAGCAUUCAUUCAAGAACAUGAUUACUUCUUUACUCAAGAAGAGCAAGUGAUAUAUACUAGAGAAAAUGCAAGAUGUGACAAUGUAAUUUUGAAGUGAUUAAUGACUGUGUAUAUAUAUAAAUCCUUUGUGCAGGUAUUCCAGCCUUCUGAAGGUUAAUGUACCAGUAGGGAGAUUCCGGACGAUGCAGAGAAGCGCAUCUCUGGGAUAUUGAGUCACUAGAUCCCCUGACGCUACUCAUGAUGCCUGUAUCUGGAUCAUGCUUCGAUACUGUUAUCAUGAUCAUGCUUUGGCUAUGGUGAGGUCGUGCUCAUUUUUGGUAACAUGAUCUAAUUGCUUUAUCUUACAGCUAGCCAUGGCUAUUCUUCAUACUUGUUCAUACUCUUCUGUAUGAAUUCCUUGUAAAUUUCUAUGAGAUUGCUGCCUAUUACCAUCAGUUCCUUUCUACUCAUCAACUGCAAGGUUGAUAUCAUUGUUUCUCGAGCCAUUUGUCAUCCUAAUUCUGCA